AUGAAGCUCAAUAAUUCAAGGUUUGGGUUCAAUCUCCAGGUUCUAGAAGAAAGACAAGAUUCUAGUGUGUUUCAUGCUUUGGUAGCACCAAGCCACCAACAAGGAGAAUCGCUUCCUGGAAGUUUCCGAGAAAGUAAAGCUAAAUCACCUAAGAACAGUGUGCUACAGAGCUUCAAGAUUGUGAUUUUAUCGAAUAAACUCAAUCUUUUGUUGCCUUUUGGUCCUCUUGCGAUAUUACUUCCACUAUAUAGAAAAUGCCGAGCCAAUCAUUUGGCUUUCAAUCUUGAAACUCCAGAAGAUGAUGAAGAACCUGAGAUUUCCAAGUGGGAAGCUAUCAUUUGGCUUUCAAUCUUGACGGCUUGGGUCUCUCUUCUUUCUGGCUAUCUUGUUGAUGCCAUAGAGGGUGCUCCGGUCUCAUGGAAGAUACCAAUCUCUUUUAUCAGUGUCAUCUUGCUUCCUAUAGUUGGGAAUGCAGCCGAGCAUGCAGGUGCUAUUAUGUUCGCCAUGAAAGAGGAUCUAUCUUUGGGAGUAGCUAUUGGAUCUUCAAUCCAGAUUUCCAUGUUUGCGGAAGGGACAUCGAGCUACUUGAAAUGA
Molecule: messenger RNA, 594 nt
Organism: Arabis nemorensis
Lineage: Eukaryota; Viridiplantae; Streptophyta; Magnoliopsida; Brassicales; Brassicaceae
Source: the annotation of a GenBank genome assembly